AUGUCUGACUCUUCCAGACCAAAAUCAACUGGUCACGGGCAAGCCAAGCGUUCCACAUCUGGUGACAAUGUGAAGGUUGUGGUGAGGAUACGACCGCCAAAUGAGGCAGAAGGAGAAAGGUUCCACAGUGUGACGGAAGCAAUAAGUGAUCACAUGCUUGUUUUUGAUCCCAAAGUUCAGAGGCCUAUGGGAUUUCUCCCUCCUAACCACAGAGAUGUCAAUCGGAGACGCUUCAAAGAUCUCAAGUAUGCUUUUGAUUAUGUGUUUGGUCCUUCUUCGUCGAACAAAGAUGUCUUUGAACAGACCACAGGGAGCAUUGUGAAAGGAGUCCUCAAUGGAUACAAUUGUAGCGUAUUUGCCUAUGGUGCAACAGGAGCUGGGAAAACGCACACAAUGUUGGGCAAUUCUCAGGAGCCAGGAGUCAUCUACCACACCAUGAUCGAUCUCUACAAAAGGAUCAACGAACAAAGAGACGAAAAGUGCUUUGAUGUUGCUGUCUCCUACUCUGAGGUUUACAAUGAACAAGUUCGGGAUUUGUUGAUGCCGCGGGGAAACUUGCCCAUAAGAGAGGAUAAAACAGUUGGAGUGAUCAUUGCUGGUCUAUCUCUACAUAAGCCAAAGUCUGCUGAAGAGUUGCUUCACAUGCUGCACUUUGGCAACAAGAAUAGAACACAGCAUCCAACAGAUGCAAAUGCGGAGUCUUCCAGGUCCCAUGCAGUGUUCCAGGUGUUUGUGAACCAGCGUCAGAGAUGCUCCAACUUCAAUUCGGAAGUCAAGAUGGCCAAGAUGUGUCUGGUGGACCUGGCUGGCUCGGAGCGGGCCACCCACACCACCAACCAGGGCGCCAGGUUCCGGGAAGGGGCCAACAUCAACCGCUCGCUCCUGGCGCUUGGCAAUGUCAUCAACGCUUUGGCCGACAACAAAUUCAAAGGUCACAUUCCGUACCGAGACAGCAAGCUAACGAGACUGCUGAAAGAUUCCCUCGGGGGUAACUGCCACACUGUGAUGAUAGCAGCGGUCAGCCCUUCUAGUCGAUCAUUUGAGGACACGUACAACACUUUGAGAUACGCAGACAGAGCCAAACAUAUACGAGCGGAUGUAAGUAGAUGGGCGGGGAAAGAUCUUGUCAGUUUGUUAAUGUUUUAACAACACUUAAUUUGC
This is a messenger RNA of Aplysia californica (California sea hare), 1161 nucleotides long. RefSeq names its product kinesin-like protein KIF18B. Gene Ontology annotation, biological process: microtubule-based movement. The record is from RefSeq and is a predicted model, not a curated record. The coding region runs from base 1 to 1146 and encodes 381 amino acids. The transcript has 8 exons. NCBI's taxonomy places the organism in Eukaryota, Metazoa, Mollusca, Gastropoda, Aplysiida, Aplysiidae. Gene Ontology annotation, molecular function: ATP binding; microtubule motor activity; microtubule binding.